Danaus plexippus (monarch butterfly) is the source of this 2064-nucleotide messenger RNA. Its product is annotated as facilitated trehalose transporter Tret1-like. Gene Ontology annotation, biological process: transmembrane transport. Gene Ontology annotation, cellular component: membrane. The record is from RefSeq and is a predicted model, not a curated record. The transcript is spliced from 9 exons. Gene Ontology annotation, molecular function: transmembrane transporter activity. Bases 167 to 1579 code for a protein of 470 amino acids. NCBI's taxonomy places the organism in Eukaryota, Metazoa, Arthropoda, Insecta, Lepidoptera, Nymphalidae.
GGCGAGUUCAGUUAAUCUCGGUGGUCACUGGACAUCAGACACAUAUUUCUCUUGACUUCUUAUCUGGUCACUAGUUUUAUUGUUGUUCUACAAACGCCCAUUCGAUUCGAAUACCAGCAGUCGACACAAACGUGCUUGAUGUGAAUUGUCCGUGUCUGUCUUCGUGAUGUUUCAUAUUUCUGUGGCAUUUUUAAAACAGCUAUGGCUUACUUUCGGUGCUUCAUUGGCGUUUCUUAUAAUAGGACUAGUUAGAGGAUAUUCUGCCUCGGCUAUACCUUCCAUAGAGAAUAUAGACCCCUCUCUUAUACAACACAGUGAACAAAAGUCAUGGAUUGGUGCGAUUCCGCCAUUAGGAGCGUUCAUGGGUAGUAUGCUGUCAGGACCUCUGAUGCAGCGUGCUGGAAGAAAACGGACCCUGCAGCUAACGGCACCACUUUGGGCAGCUGGCUGGUUGAUUCUUGGGUUUUCUUCCAACUUCUCUCUCAUUCUAGUCGGCAGAAUGAUAUCCGGCCUUUGUGUAGGACUAGUUCUUGCACCGGUACAGGUUUAUGUCAGCGAAUGUUGCGAUCCCGAGAUUCGUGGACGUCUGGGCUCUCUCCCAACUUUAUCUAUGUCGCUUGGUAUACUCAUCUCCUAUAUUGCUGGCAGCUGGCUCUACUGGCGGCACCUGGCUUUUCUGUCCGCCACUUUCUGUGCGGCAUUGUUUGUGGUGUUGUUGCCACUUCCCGAGUCACCAGUAUGGCUGAAAUCAAGGGGCCUCGAUAAUACUCUGGCGGUGAAAUGGCUUCAUUUAUCUCAACACGCUAUUGCAACUGUUGAUAAUAAAGAAGAUAUCGUUCAAACAGUUUCCAAGGGGGAAAAAGAAGAUGAACCAAAAAGUCUUUUCACUCGCAACGUUUUCCUUUCAUCGUGUGUUAUGAAGCCGCUUGUUAUCGGUUUUUCACUACUCUUCUUCCAACAAUUUAGCGGCAUUGACACCAUUAUAUUUUUCACCGUGGAAAUCUUCGAAUCUGCUGGCAGCACCCUAAAUGCCAUGACAGCCACCAUCAUCGUCGGUGUGGUGCAAUUGUUUAGCUGCGGCGUGAGCACUAUGCUUGUAGAUCGAGCGGGUCGUCGACCUUUGCUGCUUCUUUCAUCUGUCAUCAUGUGCGUCUCAAUGUUAUCUAUGGGAUGUGCAUUUUACUUCGAGUUCGAACAAGAUUCCCUACUUGGGUACCUGCCGAUAGUGAGUCUGGUGGUGUUCAUGAUAGGUUUCUCUCUCGGAUUCGGUGGUCUUCCAUUCCUGUUGUUGGGUGAGCUGUUCCCAGCCCAUUACCGAUCACAGCUCUCGGCGAUGGCCAGCGCAGUCAAUUUACUUUCUAUGUUCACUGUCAUCAAGUCCUAUCACGCUUUGGAGCACGUGCUGACAUCUGCGGGAACAUUUUGGAUGUAUGGUUGUUUUUCUGCUCUGGCCUUUGUUUUCGUCCUCACAACGGUCCCAGAAACCAAAGGAAAAUCUCUCGCUGAAAUUGAAGAACAGUUUCGAGGCAAGAAGCUCAAGGAGACGCUCGAUUUAAAUACGAUACAGACAAAAUUUUAACUUACUUAUUGCACAUAUGUGUAUAAUUUAGCAAAAUUAAAGUGAUUAUAGAUAUGUUUGUAACCUUAAUGUAUAUGUAUGAGACAGAUGUCCCAUAUUGUUAAUGAGUAUCUGAGAUAGUUGAAGCUGUGAUACAAAUGCUAUUUAAGAAAUAAUGUAUAUUGCAUUUCUUAGAACCACCUUUUAUUUGUAACAUUCUCUCUUUUAUUUAAACAUUCUCGUUUUUAUCUUAUAGUUGAUCGAAUAAUUCUCUAAUAAUUAUUCACUAUAGUAAAUUGUGUAGAAAAUUUCUUUUAUUUUUAUUAGAUAACGGUGGAUUAUUAUUAUUCUUAUAUUAUUAAAUAUACAUAACAAGUAAGUAUUAAAUAAGACAAUGUUUAAAGUACUCAAUACACAUGAAUGUAUAUAAAAAUAUUUUUAUUUAAUUUAAUUAGAAAAUAUUAUGUUUAUAAAGAACUUAUAUAAUAUAUUGUUUAUCAUACAGA